Messenger RNA from Limulus polyphemus (Atlantic horseshoe crab), 2751 nucleotides. RefSeq names its product mitofusin-2-like (gene Marf). Gene Ontology annotation, molecular function: GTP binding; GTPase activity. Gene Ontology annotation, cellular component: mitochondrial outer membrane. The transcript has 15 exons. NCBI's taxonomy places the organism in Eukaryota, Metazoa, Arthropoda, Merostomata, Xiphosura, Limulidae. The record is from RefSeq and is a predicted model, not a curated record. Gene Ontology annotation, biological process: mitochondrial fusion; mitochondrion localization. Bases 46 to 2085 code for a protein of 679 amino acids.
CAUGUUUCAGAACUAACAGUUGAAAGUUGUGUUGUUUCUCAAGAGAUGAUAAAAGAAACGUUCAAUUUUAAGGAAAGGAUCGCUGGAAUAAGAGACGUCUUAGCCCGUGAUCACAUGAAAGUGGUUUUUUUUGGAAGAACAAGCAAUGGAAAGAGCUCAGUGAUUAAUGCUCUUCUACAAGACAAGAUCUUACCUAGUGGCCUUGGUCAUACUACAAAUUGUUUCUUGCAAGUUGAAGGAGCUGAUACUCCUGAACCUUACCUUCUUACAGAAGAAUCCAGUACACCACAGAACAUUCAAUCAGUUGCUCAGUUGGCUCAUGCUUUAAACAGUGAAAAACUGGGAGACAGCACGCUGGUUCGUAUAUUCUGGCCAAAAGACAAGUACAGACUUUUAAGAGAUGAUGUGGUGUUACUUGAUAGCCCGGGUGUAGACGUUUCACCAAAUCUUGAUGAUUGGAUUGAUAAACACUGCUUGGAUGCUGAUGUAUUUGUUCUAGUUGCUAAUGCUGAAUCUACCUUAAUGCUGACUGAAAAAAAUUUUUUCCACAAGGUCAGUGAGCGCUUGUCCAAACCAAACAUCUUUAUCCUUAAUAACCGGUGGGAUGCAUCCGCAUCUGAGCCAGAGUUCUUAGAAAAGGUGAGGAAACAACAUCUAGAUCGCACUGUAGCCUUUUUGGUUGAAGAGCUAAAAGUGUGUACAAAACAACAAGCAGAAGAUCGGGUAUUUUUUGUGUCUGCACGAGAGAUGGUUCAGACGAGGUUGAAAAUUCAGCAAGGGUUACCCCCUCAUACGGGAGCACUGGCUGAAGGAUUCCAAAAUCGCUGCUUUGAAUUUCAGGAUUUUGAAAGAAAAUUUGAGGAAUGCUUGUCAAAGUCUGCUGUGAAAACGAAAUUUGAACAGCACACCCAGCAAGGAAAAUCCAUUACCACGGCAUUGAGGCAAAUAAUGGAUACAGCAUUUGAGAAUUCUCAACUGACAAAAAAGGAAAAAUUAGAGUUGAGAAAAGAACAGAAAGACAGACUUGAGUUUACACAACAACAGCUCCACCUUUUGACAGAUGAAGUGAAACAUCAGAUUGGACAGUUAGUGGACAAAGUUGAGCAGCAAGUGGCCAAAGCUUUGAAUGAAGAAAUUCACAGGUUAAACGUUCUUGUUAAUGAAUUUGAGCGACCCUUCCAUCCAGAUAGUUUGGUUCUCAGUGUAUACAAAAAGGAACUACAUACCCAUGUGGAAGAAGGCUUAGGUAGUAACCUACGAGCUCGUUUAUCAAACACCGUAGCUAUGAAUGUUGAAAGUUCUCAGAAGGAAAUGAUAGCAAGGAUGUCAUCUCUGUUACCCCAGGAACACAGACAGCAGAUGACAAAUAUAAUGCCUCGGCACAAUUUUGAAGUUUUGUAUCGACUGAACUGUGACAGUUUGUGCUCUGACUUCCAAGAAGACUUAGAGUUUCGCUUCUCGUUGGGACUUAUAUCAUUAAUGAGACGUUUUCUUGGUCCAAAGCACACUAAACGGUCAUCAGAACUGAUCCCUCGUCCUGUUGGUAGCACUCCUCAGACACCUAGUAAUGAAGUAAAACACUUUAUUCAACCGUCAGCCGAUUACUUGGCCAUAAUUCAACGCAUAGCUCUUGUGUCACCAACAUCUCAGACAGCUGUGGGAACUUUGGCCAUUGGAGGAUUUCUUGUACGAACUGUGGGAUGGAAGGUCAUAGCUCUAACAGUUGGUAUCUAUGGUUUGUUAUAUCUCUAUGAGCGAUUAACAUGGACGAAUAAAGCCAAAGAAAGAUCUUUCAAGAAACAGUACGUCAACCAUGCUACUCGUAAGCUAAAACUGAUUGUUGACUUAACAAGUGCUAACUGCAGUCAUCAAGUCCAACAAGAACUUAGCAGCACAUUCGCUCGACUCUGUCAGUUGGUUGAUGAUGUUGUCAGUGACAUGCAAGGAGAAAUCAAGCGACUUGACACAGAAGUGGAGAACUUAGACGAAUGUUCGGCCACUGCUAGGAUUCUAAGAAACAAGGCAGGAUACCUACUGAGUGAGCUUGAGACUUUUAAUCAACAAUAUUUACAGUACGACCAGUGAACCCAUAAUAGGAUAUUGUCCUAACUAAUGGCAACUCCACAUUUGUGAUGUAAGAUGUGGGACUAGAAACAGCCAGGAAUUUUGAUGAUAGAGUUAAUAAUGAACUGUCUGAAUGCUGUGGUUAUAAAAAGUUAUUCACAUUAAAGAAAACUAUAUACGAUUCAACACUGUAAGUUAUUUAAAACAUUACCGUACUGAAUAGAAAUAUUUAGAAAGUGAAAAGAAUGAUCAAAUUAUUGAAUAAGUAUGUACAAUUUAAAAAAAAAAAAUCCCUUAUUAUUAUUAUUACUAGAGACAAUUAUCUGAUUGAUUUAUUUAAGACUAUGGAAAAGCUAAUGAAAUUUGUUUUUUACUCAAUUUAUCUGCUAUAUUUACUUUUCAAACAUAGAGAAUAAAAAUGUCUGUUGUAACUGCCCACUACAUGAAACUAUAAGAAGUGUCCACACUGUUAAUUUUCAUGUUUUCACUUUAACCUUUUACAUAAAACCUAUUGGAAAAUAUUAGAAUUUAUUGAAAUAUCUUACAUCAUCUGCUAUCUAACUUCUUGUCAUGUCCACAACUACUGUCUAACUUCUUGUCGUGUCCACAACUACUGUCUAACUUCUUGUCGUUUCCACGUCUACUGUCUUAACUUCUUGUCGUGUCCACGUCUACUGUCUAACUUCU